AUGUGCAUGGCGCUCGUACCUAAGCAUCUUCGGCACAACAAGCUUGGUGCCAAGGCGGUGUGGGCCGUGCACUUGGGCAUGGCUCAAAACAGCAAGGGGUGGCUUCUUUGGGACCCAUUCACCAAGAAGUUCAUGGUGAGCAGGGACUGCAAGUUCAUGGAGAACUUCAUGUACAAGGAUUGGAAGGCGGAGAAUGAGGCGAAGAUAGGCGUGCGGUUUGGAGAGGUGAGGAGUUCCGGGUUGGAACACAUGGAGCUGCCUUUAAAGCUGAGCAGCGGCAGCACCACCACGAGGCAAUCUUCCCUUGUGAAUGGGGGAGAGGAGGCCAAGGAUGCAGAGGAAGAAGAGGAGGAGGUGCAGCAAGUGAGUGAGCGUGCACCGACACUUCCCUCUCGCACUACGAGCGCUCCACGGAACCGAACUACACCACAGCAACGCCAAGGCCUUCAAGUCCCUGCAGCUGAGGAGGAAGGAAGGGUCAAGAGGAAAGUCCAACCCCCUAAGAGGCUGACAUAUGAUGCGCCGGGAGAGCCGGGCAAGACGGCCCUAGCUGGAGCGGCAAUGAUGGUCGGAGACGACGAGGAGAGCGACUACGAGGAGUGUGCCUUCGCGUUCUUCUCUCCGGUGGAGAUGCCGGGAGAACCAGCAACUCUCAAGGAAGCCUUGGAGAGUAGUGAUGCUGAGGAGUGGAAGAAGGCCAUGGAGAGUGAGCUGAAGAGCAUAAAGGAGAACGACACGUUUGAGUUGGUGGAGCUACCGGAGGGGCGUACGGCGAUUACGUCCAAGUGGCUCUUCAAGAUCAAGUCCGACGCCGACGGAAAGAUCGAGCGCUACAAGUCUAGGCUGGUGGCCAAGGGGUACCAGCAGAAGGAGAAUGUGGACUACAAGGAGCUGUUUGCUCCUAUGGUGAAGCCGACGACGCUGCGAACCCUACUCGCGGGAGCCGCGAUCAAAGGUUGGGUGGUGAAGCAGCUAGACAUCGUAACGGCUUUCCUUAACGGAAUCCUCGAGGAGGAGAUUUUUAUGGCGCAGCCAGAGGGGUUUGACGACGGCAGCGGCAGGGUGUGGAAGCUGAAGAAGGCCCUCUAUGGGCUGAAGCAGGCCCCUAGGCAGUGGUACCUGAAGCUGCGCGAAGUGUUGGAGGAGAUCGGCUUCACUCCCUCAACGGCCGAUCACAACUUGUUGAUGCUUGGCGAGGGGGAGCAGAGGAGCUUCAUGGUGGUGUACGUGGACGACAUCCUGAUCUUCUCACCCUCCUCUGACCUUGUGAAGGAGGUGAUGCUGAAGCUGCAAGACAAGUUCAAGUGUAAUUCCCUUGGGGACGUGAACUUCUACCUCGGGCUUCACAUCGAGCGUGAUGUGGAGAAGCGGUGCAUGCGAGUGCACCAAUACAAGUACCUGGAGGCUUUGGCUGCCAAGUUUGGGCAGAAUGAAGGCCAUGUGGCUACACCCUUUCCCUCUGGGUUCAAGUGUGUGAAGGGACCAGAGGAGGAGAGCGUGGGUGAAGAGGAGAGGCGCCGUUUUCACUCGUUGGUGGGCAGCCUCAUGUAUGCGGCGGUCAACACUCGACCGGAUGUCGCGUUUGCUACCGGGCAGCUGGCAAGGGUUGUGCAAUGCCCUAAUGAGGAGCAGGUAGCAGCUGGAAUGAGGGUGGCCAAGUAUCUUGGCCAAACACCGACCGUUGGGCUGCAAUACUCGGCGGCGGCACAAAGGCGCCAAAAGGGCGCGGAUGGUGUGGAACCCGGGCGUUUGUUCCUCACCGCAUUCUCGGAUGCUUCCUAUGCAUCGGAACCAGAGGACAUGACAAGUGUUGGAGGGUUCAUUUGCUGUGUUGGUGGAGGUCCAACUAAUUGGGAGAGCAAGAAGCAAAUUGACCAAGCUUUGAGCUCGGUGGAAUCCGAGUACAUGGCACUCUUCCGUGCCGUACGGGAGAUUGUGUGGCAGCGGCGUUUGUUGGCUGAAUUGGGGGAGGAGCAGCAAGGACCUACCCCUCUCUAUUGUGACAGCCAGGGAGCCAUUGCUCUAGCCAAGAACCCCGUGUUGCAUGGCCUGACAAAGCACAUGAGGGUGAAGUGGCAUUGGACAAGGAGCAUGGUGGCCGCGGGUGAAGUUGAAUUGCGUUACGUGAAGACGACGGGGCAGCCAGCGGACAUGAUGACCAAGAGGCUGGUGGAGCAGCAGCAUUGGAAGUGUUGCAAGCUGGCUGGGAUGGCUCUGAACUGA
Messenger RNA from Closterium sp. Yama58-4, 2223 nucleotides. NCBI's taxonomy places the organism in Eukaryota, Viridiplantae, Streptophyta, Zygnematophyceae, Desmidiales, Closteriaceae. The record is from the annotation of a GenBank genome assembly.